CCAGAGAACCAGAACAAUAUUCAAGGAGUUGCAACAAGGGCAAGUCCUCGACGAAGUGUUCGGACAGCUCGCACCCCGAAACACCAGAACGGUGAGGAGCAAGAAGAAAACGACGGGGAUUCGUCUCCUUGGAGUUCCUCGACGGACAACAAGAAGACCCGCAAGCGGCCACAUUACCUCAGCCAUGAAAUCCGAUGCCAGAUCAUCGAGCGGAUUGCGGGAGGCGAGCAGCAGGCUGCACUAGCGAGGGAGUUCGGCGUCACGAGGGCCGCUGUGUGCCACAUCCAGAAGCACAGGUUCGAGAUCCUGUCGCGACCCGUGCCUCAGCAAGCUCGAGACGAGGAUGCGAUUGGGUCUGGGUCAGCGCAACAGCUCGUGCAUGAAGUACGGACGCCCUCAAUGUUCCUGCUGCUUACAACGCUGCGUGACCGUAGAUCAGAUGCCCCCACCUUCCGUCGCGCCGCUGGCCGAGCCAUCAUGAUCCUGAUCGAGGACGUGUUGGGCCAGCUCGACGCUCGCGCUGUGGAGGUCGUCACUGCAAGCGGCCACAUCGCCCCAGGGUUAGAACGAAGAAGCCCGCUGUGUGCUGUGACGAUUGGAGACGAAGGCUUCCCAUUCUCCAUGCUCUUCCACCAGUUUGAAGUGGAUGCCGCUCAAGGCUACAUCCACGUAAAUCGCGCCGUCGACCAGCGUGGCCGUCGCUACUGGUGUCUGGAAGAUGUGGACCUACCAGCCUCCAUCGCUUCGUGCAAGGUGCUGCUAUUUGCAGCAACCUGCAGCACUGGCGAGCGCGAGUGCAAAGCCAUUGAGGCACGUGAGUUGGGUCGCGGCGAGGCUUAUAUCACCCUCGUUUCGAUCGUGUGCGCGUCGGACGCGAUCGUGGCUGUGUGCAAUCGCUACCCGCAGGUCCGUAUCGUCACGGCAGCGAUCGACAACUCAGUGGAUCCGCACACAGAGGACGUCGUUCCCGGGAUUGGCAACUUCAUAGCUCGCUACAACGGC
Phytophthora sojae is the source of this 1002-nucleotide messenger RNA. RefSeq lists its product as hypothetical. The record is from RefSeq and is a predicted model, not a curated record. The transcript is spliced from 6 exons. NCBI's taxonomy places the organism in Eukaryota, Oomycota, Peronosporomycetes, Peronosporales, Peronosporaceae. The annotation marks the transcript as partial.